AUGUUCCGCUCUGUGUCUCGUUGUGUUUCCUUCUGCAGUAUAUAUAGUAGUGAUGACGAUGAAGAAGAUGUUGAGAUGUACGAUCACGAUUAUGAUGGUCUGCUUCCUAAAGUUGGAAAACGUCAUUUAGGAAAAACCAGGUGGACCCGUGAAGAGGAUGAGAAACUGAAGAAGCUUGUGGAACAGAACGGCACAGAAGACUGGAAAGUCAUUGCCAAUUUCCUUCCUAAUCGGACAGAUGUUCAGUGCCAGCACCGAUGGCAGAAGGUAUUAAACCCAGAACUUAUCAAAGGCCCGUGGACUAAAGAGGAGGAUCAAAGGGUAAUAGAACUCGUGCAGAAAUACGGUCCAAAGCGCUGGUCUGUCAUUGCUAAGCAUUUGAAGGGAAGGAUUGGAAAACAGUGCAGGGAGAGGUGGCACAACCAUUUGAAUCCAGAAGUGAAGAAAACCUCCUGGACAGAAGAGGAAGAUAGAAUUAUUUACCAGGCACACAAGAGACUGGGAAACAGAUGGGCAGAAAUUGCAAAGUUGCUGCCUGGACGAACUGAUAAUGCCAUCAAGAACCACUGGAAUUCUACCAUGCGCCGGAAGGUCGAGCAGGAGGGCUAUCUGCAGGAGUCUUCCAAAGGCAACCUGUCUUCAGCAGCUGCCGGCUUUCAGAAGAGCAGUCACUUGAUGGGCUUUGCUCACAAUCCGCCUUCUGCGCAGCUCCCAAUAGCCGGCCAGCCCCCUAUGAGCAACGACUAUCCCUAUUACCACAUCUCUGAGCCACAAAACGUCCCUGGCCAGAUCCCAUAUCCAGUAGCACUGCAUGUAAAUAUUCUCAAUGUUCCUCAGCCAGCUGCUGCAGCCAUUCAGAGACACUAUAAUGAUGAAGACCCUGAGAAAGAAAAACGAAUAAAGGAAUUAGAGUUGCUACUAAUGUCGACUGAGAAUGAACUGAAAGGGCAGCAGGCAUUACCAACACAGAACCACACAUCAAACUACCCAGGCUGGCACAGCACCGCAAUUGCUGACAAUGCCAGGACGAGUGGUGACAGUGCACCUGUUUCCUGUUUGGGGGAACAUCACCACUGUACUCCCUCUCCACCAGUGGAUCACGGUUGCUUACCUGAGGAAAGUGCAUCCCCUGCGAGGUGCAUGAUUGUCCACCAGAGCAACAUCCUGGACAAUGUUAAGAAUCUCUUAGAAUUUGCAGAAACACUCCAGUUAAUAGACUCCUUCUUAAACACGUCAACCAGUCACGAAAACCUGAGCCUGGACAACCCCGCUUUAACUUCCACCCCCGUGUGCGGCCAUAAGAUGGCUGUUACCACACCGUUCCACAGGGACCAGGCUUUCAAAACGCAGAAGGAAAAUCAUUUUUUCAGAACUCCAGCAAUCAAGAGGUCGAUAUUAGAGAGCUCUCCAAGAACACCCACUCCAUUCAAAAACGCACUUGCAGCUCAGGAAAUCAAAUAUGGUCCUUUGAAGAUGUUGCCUCAAACUCCGACUCAUCUGGUAGAAGAUCUGCAGGACGUUAUCAAGCAGGAGUCUGAAGAAUCUGCAAUCGUGGCUGGGCUACAUGAAAGUGGACCCCCUUUGCUGAAGAAAAUCAAACAAGAGGUGGAGUCUCCAACAGAUAAAGCUGGACAUUUCUUUUGCUCAAACCACUGGGAAGGAGAACACCUGAACACUCAGCUCUUUACACAUGCAUCUACUGUGGAAGAUGUGCCAAAUCUUCUUACUAGCUCCAUUUUAAAGAUGCCAGUGUCAGAAGAGGACGGUAGUUUUCACAAGACAUUUGCGGUACCUAGGAACAGGCCACUAUCUCAUCCACUGCAGCAUCUGAACAACGCUUGGGAGUCGGCGUCCUGUGGCAAGAUAGAGGAUCAGAUGGCCCUUACUGAUCAGGCACGCAAGUACAUGACCGCAUUCCCAACCCGGACUCUGGUGAUGUAAAAGGGUCUACGGAGAAGCAUUAUGGUUUUCAGAACACUUCACCUUCACUGGGAAAUUACUGUUCCUCUGCAUGAAAACUUUUCAUGGAUGGGAGAAGAGCCUAUCUUUGUUGUGGUACAACAGUUGGGAGCAGCACGAAGUGCAUUUAGUCACUGAGCAUAUAUAUUCUUGUUGGAUUUCACCCAA
Messenger RNA from Struthio camelus australis, 2127 nucleotides. The record is from RefSeq and is a predicted model, not a curated record. NCBI's taxonomy places the organism in Eukaryota, Metazoa, Chordata, Aves, Struthioniformes, Struthionidae.